Messenger RNA from Solanum stenotomum, 1839 nucleotides. Its product is annotated as aluminum-activated malate transporter 8-like. Gene Ontology annotation, biological process: malate transport. The coding region runs from base 1 to 1839 and encodes 612 amino acids. The record is from RefSeq and is a predicted model, not a curated record. Gene Ontology annotation, cellular component: plant-type vacuole membrane. The transcript is spliced from 7 exons. NCBI's taxonomy places the organism in Eukaryota, Viridiplantae, Streptophyta, Magnoliopsida, Solanales, Solanaceae.
AUGGAGAUUGAUUCAACAAAUCAAGAAAAUCUUAGUGUUUUCACCAAGUGGUGGAAUAAGAUUAAGGAUAUUCCACGAAAAUUGAAAAAAAAAAUUGAAAAAAUUGCUAAAAACACAAAGCAAAUUGGCAAAGAUGAUCCAAGAAAAAUUUGGCAUGCCUUUAAAGUGGGAUUAGCUCUCACUUUAGUUUCUUUAUUCUAUUACACUGAACCACUAUUUCAUAACUUUGAUCAACCAGUAAUGUGGGCUGUCCUUACUGUGGUGGUUACUUUUGAAUUUACCGCGGGUGCAACCAUAUCAAAGAGCAUAAAUAGAGGAAUUGGUACAGCACUAGCUGGUGCAUUUGGUCUUGGAGCUAAAUACUUAGCUGAAUUAAUUGGGAGAGAAGGGCCAAAUCCUAUAAUUCUUGGGGUUUUGGUCUUUAUUGUAGGUGCUUUAGGUACAUUUACAAGAUUUUACCCUCAUAUUAAGAGGAGGUAUGACUAUGGAACCAUGAUAUUUGUCUUGACCUUCUGUUUGGUUGCGGUCUCUGGUUAUCGAUCAGAAAAUAUUUUUCAAUUGGCUCAUCGAAGGAUAUCCACUAUUCUUAUUGGUGUCUUCACUGUCAUGAUCAUCUCCAUGAUUAUUCGUCCAGUGUGGGCCGGAGAAGAUCUUCAUAAGCUUGCUAGUACCAAUCUUGAAAAGCUAGCAAGCUAUCUAGAAGGAUUUGGAAGUGAAUAUUUUCACAUUUCUGAGAAUAAAAGUGUUGAAGGUAACAACAAUAAUGAAAAGGGAUUUCAUGAAGCUUUUUUAAGUAUUCUUGGUUCUAAGGCCACUGAGGAAUCUUUGGCAAACUUAGCAUGGUGGGAACCCCCUCAUGGAGGUUUCAAGUUUAAUCAUCCAUGGAAACAAUACUUGAAGAUUGGUAGUCUUGUUAGAAAAUGUGCUUGCCAUCUUCUAGCUCUUAGUAGCCAUAUAAACUCAAAAUCUCAGGCACCAAAUGAAUUUGAGAGGAGGACAGAAGAAGCAUGCAAAAAAAUGAUUAUGGAAUCUAAAAAUGCAUUAAAAGAACUUGCAUUGUCCAUUAAAACUAUGGCACAACCAAUUUCUUCGAUACUUAUCGAGGAGCUUGCGAGCAAAGCACGUUUUGAGAAGAAGAGUACGUCGCCGCCUCCACCAUCCCGGUCGCAUUGGCCACAUAUAUUGCACCGUGGGACCGUGAAUCCUAUUGUGGAGGAUGACGUGGAUGGUGGUGAUUUUGUUACGAUCGAGAUAGGUGACAAUGUAGAAUCAAAGGGGAAAGUUGUAGUAGAGGAGGUGAAUCCUAUUGUGGAGGAUGACGUGGAUGGUGGUGAUUUUGUUACGAUCGAGAUAGGUGACAAUGUAGAAUCAAAGGGGAAGGUGGUAGUAGAGGAGGUGAAUCAAGUGAGUAAUCAAAUAAAUGCAACAAAAGAGGAAUCUUUUGUUAUUUGGAUACGUGGAAGCACCGCAGUGGCAAUAGUGGAAGAGAUGAAAACGCCAAAAAAUAUAAGAGAUUUUAUGGACUUAGUUGAUAUAAAGCUUUAUAAUAGCACUCAAUUUUUCGAAUCAACUGAAGGAGUACUAACAAUCCUAGAGGGGGUGAAUCAAGUGAGUAAUCCACUAGCUGUGACAGAAGGAGAACUUGUUGUUAGUGGAAUACGUGGAAAUACGACAACAACAAAAGUGGAAGAGAUGGAAAUGACUAAGAAGAAAGUAGAACUAACAGACUUAGCAGAUAUAAAGUUUGAUAAUAGUAUUCAAUUUCUCGAAUCUAUAUUGAUGACCGUAACAACAGCAGUGGAGGAGAUGAAAACGACGGAGAAAAAGGAGAGUUUGUAA